GAAGACUAUGAAGCAGAGAGUUGGCAGCUGGAACCUGACGAGAAGCUGGCCAGUGUUACGGUGUUGAAACAGACCGGCAAUGAGCUCUUCAAAAAGGGUGAAUACGAGCAGGCGUCGCUGAAGUAUCGUGAAGCAUUGGGUCGAAUCGAUACGCUUCUAUUGCGCGAGAAACCUGGCGAUCCAGAAUGGCUUGAACUCGAUCAGCAGGUCAAAAUUCUAUCUUUCUGA
Molecule: messenger RNA, 228 nt
Organism: Anisakis simplex (herring worm)
Lineage: Eukaryota; Metazoa; Nematoda; Chromadorea; Rhabditida; Anisakidae
Source: the annotation of a GenBank genome assembly